AUGAAUACGAACAUGACUAUGAACCCGACGGCGCCAGCACCGGACCCAGCAGGUGACCUCAUCGCCGCUGCAACCCGGCACAACAUGCAGCUCAAGCCCUACGACGACACUACUGCGGCAGGCAGAUCCGCCUGGACUCGCCGCAUCAAAGACACGGCUGACACAAUCGCCAAACGCCACAACGACCCUGUGUCAUUCUGCACCAACGCUAGCAAGACGCUCUCGACCCACAAAUUUGAGCCAGGCCAACGCGGCAGUGGGCCCGAGAACACCCGGUACAUUCUCGACAUUCUCCGCCUUCAAGACGGCAUCUGGGCGGCGAUCGAGGCGGAGCGGGUGGUGAAUAAGAAGCGUGCUAAGCUUCCAGCGCGGUUCGUCACAGCGGCGAAGAGUAUUGAGCUAGGCACGAAGCCGAACGACCUCAAGACUUACCUGUCGGAUCUGAAGAAAUUCAUCUACAAGUAUUACAACGGUGCCACGACGACGACUAGGAAGCGCAAGGCCGCCGGCGAGGACGACAAACCCGCGAAGAAGAGCAAGGCCUCCGGCGAGAAAGCGCCACUCGUGAAGCGGGGCAAGGCAUCAGGCUUCACCCUAAGCAACGGCAGCACGACGGCCCACCAGCAGCUCAACCCGUACGGUAACGACGGGGACGACGAAGGUGCGACGGAAGGGGUGGAUGAUCUCUUUGGAAACUCAUUCCAGGAGCGCCAUCCUUCACCAGCCUCUGAGGAAGAAGGAACGCCUGCACCACGCCACGAAGACGGGAGCUUCGCAUUAGACGACGGGCAGGUGACGCCACCCCGCCGCCGCCUUCCCUUCCCCGAGCAGCCGAGAGCGCGCGGAGGCAAGCAGGGCAAGAAGAUCAAGCAGGAAUUAGACGACCAGGGCCGCCCUAAGCUCGGCGGAGCAGAACUCGCGCUGUUGACGUUCCAGCUACGGCAGAACGACGCUUAUGAGAAGAUGGAAUACGACGCCAGGAUGAUUGAGCUCUGCAAGCAGUACGACAUGCACAACUUCCCGAAGAUCAUGACCGAGGUGAUCUUGACCGCGGAAGAAGUCGCGACCAGGAAGGCGGACUUGGGAGCACGGAAGAAGCGCGAGGCUGCGCAGGCGGAAGUAGAGAGGAAGCGCCAGGCUGUCGCCGACGCGGAGACUCGCAAGAAGGAUCGCGACCUCAUCGAAUCGCUCCAGAAUGAAUUCGCUGCGAAGAACGACGCUAGCAGGACGCCGGUGGACUCAAUUCAGAACGAAACCGCUGCGAAGAACGACGCCAGCACGACGCCGGUGGACUCAAUUCAGAACGAAAUCGCUGCGAAGAACGACGCCAGCAUGACGCUGGCGGACUCAUAUGAGUUGGAUGGCGAUCACUUCCAUGCGAUGCACGAACGGCUCUUCGAGAAGAUGCGCAACGAAUUCCCGAGGGGCAACGCCGGCACGACGUUACGAGCACAGGGAGAGACCGGUGACGGGCCUCAGCAGGCACAGCGGAAGGACGAGAACGAGACUUUUGCGUCUCGGCAGGAGAUGCAGCAAUCCCAGAGCGCAGAUGGUGCGGAGAAGCAGGCGCUUGUGACGGCCAACGCCGCCGCGACGACGGCCGACGGGCAGGCUAUGACGGAGAAGGGGGAGAUUGGAUCGGGGGAGGCGACGGAGGGCAAGAAGAUUGGAGCGCGGGAGAACGACGAGCAGACGGCGGAAGACGAGGCCAACACCACCAAGAUGUAG
Molecule: messenger RNA, 1728 nt
Organism: Saxophila tyrrhenica
Lineage: Eukaryota; Fungi; Ascomycota; Dothideomycetes; Mycosphaerellales; Extremaceae
Exons: 1
Coding region: 1-1728 (575 amino acids)
Source: RefSeq, a predicted model, not a curated record